Messenger RNA from Engraulis encrasicolus (European anchovy), 2790 nucleotides. RefSeq names its product dual specificity calcium/calmodulin-dependent 3',5'-cyclic nucleotide phosphodiesterase 1B-like. NCBI's taxonomy places the organism in Eukaryota, Metazoa, Chordata, Actinopteri, Clupeiformes, Engraulidae. The transcript is spliced from 14 exons. The coding region runs from base 343 to 1905 and encodes 520 amino acids. The record is from RefSeq and is a predicted model, not a curated record. Gene Ontology annotation, molecular function: calmodulin-activated 3',5'-cyclic-GMP phosphodiesterase activity. Gene Ontology annotation, cellular component: neuronal cell body. Gene Ontology annotation, biological process: signal transduction.
GAGAGCGCUCUUUCACUCUCCUUGCCUUGCCUCGCUUGCCCCACAAACUCUCAGUCUCUCUCUCUCUCCCUCUCUCUCUCUCUCAAUUCCUGUCGGCGUCCCUGGAGUGCGUGUAUGUGUGCACUGUAUGUGUGUGAAUGUGUGCGUCAGUGUGUGUGCGUGUGCGUGUGUGUGUUUAUACCCCCAGCCCCAAUCUUGUCUCACUAUGUGUUUAUAUGUGGGCGUAUGUGCGUUUGUGCGCUAGCUGUAUUUCCUCGAGCCUCUCGCUCCCUCUCUCUUAUACAGCGCUGGGUUAAAAAAGUAUUUUUGGGGUUAUAAGCACGUUGCUUACUUCAGGGCUGGAUGGCGGAGUUGGUGAAAGUUCGUAAGAAACACCUCCAGACUCCCAUUUCAAGGCUCAGGUGCAUGGUCAGGCAGCUGGAGGAGAGGGAUGUGGACCUGGAGGAGCUGAAGAAGAACCUGGAGUACACCGCCUCCCUACUGGAGGCCGUCUACAUCGAUGGCACAAGGCAGACGCUCGAGACGGAGGAUGACCUCCAGCAGAUGCGUUCGGACGGCGUGCCCUCGGAAGUGCGAGACUGGCUGGCCUCCACCUUCACCCAGCGGCCCCGACGCCUCAGCCGACGCCCAGAUGAGAAACCGAAGUUCCGCAGCAUCGUCCACGCCGUGCAGGCCGGGAUAUUCGUGGAGAGGAUGUUUCGCAAAGCCUACACGGUAUCCAUGCCAGACCAGCCAGCUGAGGUCACACACUGUCUCAGGGAUGUGGACCGCUGGAACUUUGACGUGUUUGCCCUGGACGCUGCCAGCUCGGGACACGCCCUGCAAACGCUUUUCGUGGAGCUCAUCAUCAGAUACGAGCUCAACAGUAGAUUUAAGAUACCAAUUUCCUGUUUGAUGUCCUUCCUGCCUGCACUAGAAAAAGGCUACGGCAAGCACAGCAACCCUUACCAUGGCCACACACAUGCAGCUGACGUCACACAAACCAUGCACUGUCUACUCCUACGCACAGGGCUUGUGCACUGGCUCACGGAACUGGAGGUCUUUGCCUGUCUCUUUGGAGCCGCCAUCCAUGACUACGAGCACACAGGAACCACCAACAAUUUUCACAUUCACACCCGGUCGGAGUUGGCCAUGGUCUACAACGAUCGCUCGGUGCAGGAGAGCCACCACCUCAGCGCCACCUUCAGACUGCUCCAAGACGACCAGAUGAACAUCUUCACCAACCUGUCCAGGGAGGAGUGGAUAGAGUUCCGUGCCUUGGUUAUAGAGAUGGUGCUGGCCACAGAUAUGUCAUCUCACCUUGCUCAGGUCAAGGGCAUGAAAACCUUCCUACAGCAGCAGGAAAGAAUAGACAAGUCAAAAGCCCUCUCCUUACUUCUCCACACGGCGGACAUCAGCCAUCCAACGAAACCCUGGGGACUUCACUCACGCUGGACUAAAGCACUCAUGGAGGAGUUCUUCAGGCAGGGCGAUAAGGAGGCAGAGCUGGGUCUUCCAUUUUCUCCGCUGUGUGAUCGCAACAGCACAUUGAUUGCGCAAUCUCAAAUAGGCUUCAUUGACUUUAUUGUGGACCCAACGUUCUCCUUACUGACUGACAUGGCUGAAAAGAUCGUCAUCCCUUUGGUACAGGAGAACCCUGGGCCUCCAGACCCCUGCAACAGACACAGUUCCGUGUGGAAGGAGAGCUCCAGAGGGCUGGAGUGGAGCCUGGCGCACAUCACAGCAGAGCUGGUCAGCUUCAGGUCAACGUGGACACGCCACACGGAGGACAACAAGAUCAAGUGGAAAGAGAGCGAGACCAACGGAGACAGUGAUGAGACGGUCCUAGAGGAGCGAUCGUCCAGCAGAGAGGACCUGUCCGGAGGGAAGUCCCAGGAGCCCCCUGUAAACAACACUAAACAGUAGCCGCCUUUCACCUUCAGGCCUCGCCGGCAGUGUUGCCAGAUUGGGCUGUUUCCCGCCCAAUUGGGCUGGUUAGGAUGGCCGUGUGUGGGUAAAAAUGGCAUUUAGCAGAAAAACCCACCCAAUUUUUGCAGUAGAAAUAAAUAGAAUUGGGCAGGAUUUUGUGCUUCUAGGCGGGUUUUCAGCAUUUUUUGGGCUGGAAAUCAUCAGCCUCAUCUGGCAACCCUGCUCGCCGGGGCCUGGUCAGUCUCCUGAGCUGACACGCAAGAAUGCCCUGCUUAAAUAUGCUACUCGACACAGUCUCAUAGUUCAAAGGAUUUACUGUGUGUGUAUACUUGAAUAUCCACCACCAAAAGUUUGCCUUUGAAACGUUGACAUAAUUAUUUUUUUAGGGUCAUCAGAAGGACUGUUAUGAAUAUGAAGAAUAUAUAAAAAAUAUAUAUUUAAGUAUCGCAAUAGAGUUUACUAAUUAUAUCUAUUUGUAAGAUUAACGUAUGCCACUAGCUGCCUUUGAAGCACAACGUUACCUUUGUAUUCCACUCAGAGUGCUGUAUGUACAGAGAGCGAAACGGGACGCACCAGUGAGUGUGAACGUGCAAACGUGACUGACGAUAGUGGUUGUACUAGUAGACGUCUGUGAGAACAGCAGCGGGACACAUGUGAUUCACGAGCUGUAGGACAACACAUUAGACAUGCGGGUCAUGUUAUCUGUUUAGUUCUAUGUAGAAGCUCUAGACGACUCCUCCCUGUCUCUUUGUAUUAAUUUAUCUGACAGAGUGAGACCGUUUUCCUACCUACAAUAGCAGAUCAGUCUGGAGUCUUUUUAAAUAUGCUUAUCAAAUAGUGGUGUUAAUGUUCAAAUAAAGAAGUGAAUAAAUAAAUGUGUUA